Messenger RNA from Racocetra fulgida, 1066 nucleotides. NCBI's taxonomy places the organism in Eukaryota, Fungi, Glomeromycota, Glomeromycetes, Diversisporales, Gigasporaceae. The record is from the annotation of a GenBank genome assembly.
CUCGAGUUCUAUUACAAAGUUUGUAGAGGUACCUCGAUUAGACGUAACUCAGGCAACGGAGACUGAAAUAAUUGACAAAGUCCACAAACUAUGUGUUGAGCAAGGAAUUCCGCUUGUGCUUGAAAACUAUCACUUAAAAAAGGAAUUUGACGCAGAGUUGUUUACCAAAGAAUGGAUUCAACGAAAUUGUGGUGACCAAGAGAUAGCUGCUCGUGAUGUAAAUAAUAUAUUGGAUGAACAGAUGAAAUUAUCGGAUUAUUUAGAUUAUGUUGAGAAAGUUUCAAAGAACACGGAACCUGUGCAACAAAAGUUAUAUGCAAAAGAUGUUACAUGUCCGAUUGUGUGGAAAGAUUAUAUCGAAAAAAUGAGUGCUCUAGUACAGGCUUUGGGUCAGGAUGUCGAUCUUGAAAAUUAUUACGUACCAAUUGACAUCUUAGAAAAGGCGGAUUUUACUGUUUACCACACUAAACAGCAAAGUUUAAGUAAAUGGACUGAUGCGAUAUCCAAGAAUUUACGUUCAUCAGCUGACAAUUCGUCACCCAGCUUUAAUUUUGUCACUCGAAUUGAAAAUGCACCUGGUAGAGAUCUUCGGACUGAGUACAAACUUUUAAUAACCGCGUACAAAUACAUUUUAGAACAAGAAUGGGUUUCCAAUGAUUAUUGGAAUGAUGGUGUUCAUUUUCCAUUGGUGAGUGAUUCGGUAUCAAACAAAUCCAUUCCACGUAGGGAUACUCCAGACAACAAAUCACACAUGUCAUGCGAUUUUUGUCAUUGUGAUCUGUGGAAUCGUCACGUUCAUUGUUAUGAUUGUAUUACAGAAGCUGGCGUUAAUUACGACAUAUGUCUCAAUUGUUAUGCAAAUGGUCGUGCAUGUUCUCAUUUGAUGCAAAUUCGUAAAGGUCGAAAAAUGAAACGACUUCGUGAUGUUUAUACUCAUGCAAAGGAUACCUUUGAAAGAAAAUUUGGAAAAGACGAUGAAUUAGUUGAUCUUAACGAUUUAACGAAUGAUUCAGAAGCCACGUUGGCAUACAUUCGUUGGAAAAAAGCUGACAGUGGUGAAGAUAUG